CGUAAGCGAAGAGUCAAAAAUGGCGUCGUAAUCUGGUCAAACUGGUGACCUCAUGAAAUGUCGAUGCCGAUUCGGUUGAUGAUGAUGGUGAUGAUGAUGAUGACGAAGAUUCCCCCCCGUGUUGGUGUCGUCAUAGUGCUCGCUCAUCGCUUCGUCGUUCCCUCGAGAUGCCGAAAUUUGCGCGCCGGACACACAGAGACAUUCAUGCUGUGAACAUGCUGUGGCUGCUGCCUUAGUUUCACUUUAAAUCAAGAACGAGGCGGAUGGAAGCGAUCCGCAGUAAAUUCGUAUACGCUAUAUUCGAACGGCGCUAAUAUCGCAACGCUACGCGACGCGACGAAACGCGAAGGAAAUAUAUUUGUGCUGUAUAGAAAUUAAAAAUAAAAUACUUGUGUGAAUUCGCGUAUGGAAAACAAUCGACUGAUACACAAAAAGUGAACCAUCGAAGUUCCUAAAUCCAUAAAAAUAAUAAUACAAAUAUAAAGUGAAGUGCAGCAUUGCCUACGAGAUGCAGACUCAAUCACCGACGCCCAGCACACCUCCGCCUUCGAGGCGCUCCAAUCGUCCGCCUCGCAUUAAUAUAUACAACAUCCAUGGUGGCGGUGGCUCAAUGCCGCCGAGUGCACAGCCUCAGUCACAGCGUCCCUACACCGCACAGUCGAAUCAUACAGGGAUUGGACCAUCUGGUCCUUAUUGGCCGCCCAUUGCGAAUCCCUUCGAUGCGGCCAAUAUUAUGUCCAAGGGCUAUGAGGGCUUUCUUGAUCUCACCAAAUCGGGCUUGAGUGUCGGCGAGAAGUUCAGCUUUGGACUUUACAACAAAGUUAGCAAAUUGUCGAAGCGAUGGUUCACGCACAUCUUCCUACUGUUAGUCCUCGCCCUCUACAACGUUCUUGGAGCAGUGCUAUUUAAAUAUUCUGAACGUGAGUCUGCUGAAGAAAAGGGAAUAGAUAAAUGA
This is a messenger RNA of Drosophila sulfurigaster albostrigata, 955 nucleotides long. RefSeq lists its product as uncharacterized. The coding region runs from base 509 to 955 and encodes 148 amino acids. NCBI's taxonomy places the organism in Eukaryota, Metazoa, Arthropoda, Insecta, Diptera, Drosophilidae. The transcript has a single exon. The record is from RefSeq and is a predicted model, not a curated record.